This is a messenger RNA of Diatraea saccharalis (sugarcane borer), 963 nucleotides long. NCBI's taxonomy places the organism in Eukaryota, Metazoa, Arthropoda, Insecta, Lepidoptera, Crambidae. The record is from the annotation of a GenBank genome assembly.
AUGGAAAACGUCCUCCGAACUCGUUUAAAGCUAAUGUAUGAAUCUGUUAAGUCAUAUAUCGAGCUAGCCCAGUGUCAACUUAAAAAUUUAACAGAUGAUAAAACUGAUGAUUUUGAGUUAGAACUAAUAGAAUCAAAGUUACAAACGUCAAUAAAGAGAUUUGUAACAGAAAUCGAGAACUACUGCAAAUCAAUAGCCGAACCAAAUGAUGACGAAAUUGACCAAUAUACCACAGCUCAAAUUCAAGCUGAAGAUUUAAUCUCAGAAAUACAUGUUAAAAUAAAACAGCGUCAACAUAGCUGUGUAGGCGAUAAUAAGUCCAAUUGUGAAAAUAGUUUAAAUGUUACAAGAAAAUUACCCAGAAUGGAACUCAGCAAAUUUGAUGGCGAGGUUCUUAAGUGGUACCAAUUCUGGGACCAGUUUACGUCAAACGUACAUAAUAGAGACAUCGACGAUGUUGAUAAAUUGUUAUAUCUUAAAUCGGUUCUUGAAGGUGACGCUAAGCAAGCUAUCGAAGGAUUAGACACUACGAAUAAAAAUUACCAAAUUGCCGUCGAUACUCUCAAGGAAAGAUAUGGUAAACCCACCGUAAUAAUCGAUGCGCAUUACGUAGCAUUAUAUAGAAUUAAGUCGGUAGUAGGUAAUCAAGUAAAAGAUUGCAGAGGUGUUCUUAAUGAAAUCGAAAGACACCUUCGAGUAUUAAAAUCAUUAGGAGAAGAUGUGAAUCACAACCAUUUGAGGGUGAUGAUAAUGGAAAAGUUUCCUGAAGACUUGAUCUACGAAGUUAGAAUGAAAGUUGCCGAUGAAGACGAUUCUAUAGAUAGUAUUCGAAAACAUCUAGCGUACAUUAUCUCUGCUAGAGAAACAUCUAAUAGGUUGAAAAAACAGACUGACGGACAAACAAAUUCAGAUAUGUUCGUAAAAGAUCAAACGAGUCCUCAGACAGAAAUAAUGAGCCCCUGA